Mauremys reevesii (Reeves's turtle) is the source of this 1505-nucleotide messenger RNA. RefSeq lists its product as uncharacterized. The transcript is spliced from 2 exons. The record is from RefSeq and is a predicted model, not a curated record. Lineage: Eukaryota; Metazoa; Chordata; Testudines; Geoemydidae. Bases 110 to 1435 code for a protein of 441 amino acids.
CUUCCAGACAGCUGUCGUCUGCGUAGAUAAAACGCCUGGCCGUAGUGUUGGGAAGUCAUUUGUGAAGAGGUUGAAAGGUGUCAGAGCCCUGAGGUCACCCAGGCUAUCCAUGGAAACCUUGUAUUCUGCCCUCCAGGACGAGAUCCGUGCCUUCGAGGCACACGUGCAGAGCUGCCAGAAAGACUUUGACCUGCACACGCUUUACAAUGUGCUGCUGCUGCUGCUCCCCGGGAGCCCGACCUGGGAGGUGAAAAGCCUGGAGCAGCUGGAAAAGCUUGUUGAGGGCAGGGACUGGCCAGGCCAGGCCACCGUGAAAAUUACAGGCAGCACUGAGAGUUCUGAUGUCCCUAGCUAUGUCGCCUGGCUUGGCUCCUACCUGGGAUACUUAAAUGCUUUAAAAGAGACGUUUGAUGCCAAGGUCGUGUUCCCUUUGUGUGAGCACCUGUAUGUCCAUGAUGAGCUGGAUGCCGGGGCCGAGCGCCAGUCUCCCGGGGGUUCCUGCAGCGGAUCUGGUGCUGGGCACAGCGGGGAGAAGAGGCCCCACACUGUGACCUCCAUCGCAGAUAUCGCCAAGCAACUCUUUGCCGUCAGGAGGAAGUGGGCGUUGCUGCUCAACCGGGGGGUGAUUGACGACCGAGUCUUCAGCCCCCAGAGCCUGUGCGCCCUGCGGGGCUUUGCCAACACUGGCCCCAUUGUGAAGGUUCUGAGGCUGGUCCCUGACAUCUUUCACAAGAGCUUGGCCACGGCAGCGCUUGCCAGGCAGUGGCUCAGUCUCCAUGGAAGCAGAUACAGCAUCUUCCAGCUGCUGUCAGAGCCAGGCCAGGAGACGGGCGAGUGGAGAAUUGGGCUGGCUCCUGGCACCUCUGAGCCCUGGAGGAAUGGAGUGGCCAUCAGCCUCCCUGAGUCUGCCAACGGCUGCAGCAGUUUCUCAGGAGGCCAGUUACAUCCCAGACCCAGGAGAAGCAGCAGCAGCUGCAGCUCCCAUGAUGGAGGUGGCUGGCUGGGCAACGUCAGUGCGAUGCGAACCAAGCUGCGGGAGAGUCGAGAGGAGCUGAUGGCCCUGCUCUGGCGAGUGGAACGAGCUGGAGUGCUGGAAACUCAGCUGCACGAGCUAACCCAGAGCAUCUCCAGGCUGCAGCUGGAGCAGCAAGACACAAGGCGCAAGCUGGACGUUUCCCAGCAGAGGCUGGAGCAGGCAGACUGGGACAGGCCUGGCAGCAUACCACUGCUUAGCAGCCAGUGCCAGGCAACGCUCAGACAGCUGGAGGACCUGGAGCGGCACAUGGAGCUGGAGGAGUAUCGUAAGAGCAUCUUGCAGAGCGACUGGCUGCUGGAGCUGGAGCUCAGACCAUGUCUUAUUCGGCAGCUUGAUGCAGUAAGAGGCUUAGCUGCUGUCAUGGGUCACGAAUCCCAUCCCUGGAUGGUGUGUGGGUGACGCCACAUUUUGGAGUGUCAGGCGCAUUCUCCCACACACACAGUGAGGGUGUGGGCCUCUGUUUUUGGUG